AUGCAACAAGAAAUAGAAAAUGAAAGUUUUCUUGGUAAUUUAUUAGAUGAAAGACAUCAUGAUAAAAUGAUUCAACUAAAUACAUCAUUAAAUAAAGAUCAAAAAAAAUUAUUACAAGAUUUAAGAAAACAAUGCUUAGUUUUAUUAUCAGAUAAUAAUUAUUAUAUUAAUCAAAUAAAUAAAGUUAGAGAAGAAUUUUUAGAAGCAAUUGAAAAUAAAAAAGAUGUUAAAAAAUUAAAAAAUAUUUGGUUAGAAGCAAUUGAUAAAUUAGAACAAGAAUAUUUAACAAAUGAUCAAACAAAAUAUUCUAUUAAAGAAGUUGAAAGUAAUAAUUCAACAAAACCUAGAAAGAAAGCAAUAAUAUCAAGAAAAAGAUUAAGAAAACAUGAUGCAUUUAGAAAAUUAAGAAAACAUCUAAUAAUAUUUAUUAAAGCAUCAGAGUUUUUGUUUAAUAAUCCAUUUAUGUUUCCUGAAGAAAAAAUAAAUAGAAUAGCUAGCAUUAAAGCUAUUAUUGAUGUAUAUAAAAAAUCAUUAGCUAAUAUUUUUAAAAUAUCACAAAAAAAUAUUGAUUUUAUUCAACAAAGUUUAUCAGAUAUGAUGCUUGUUUAUCAGACAGAAGAAGAAAAAAAAUUUUUUAGAUAUCAUAACAAAUGUUUUGAUUAA
Cetraspora pellucida is the source of this 663-nucleotide messenger RNA. Lineage: Eukaryota; Fungi; Glomeromycota; Glomeromycetes; Diversisporales; Gigasporaceae. The record is from the annotation of a GenBank genome assembly.